This is a messenger RNA of Daktulosphaira vitifoliae (grape phylloxera), 2045 nucleotides long. RefSeq lists its product as uncharacterized. The record is from RefSeq and is a predicted model, not a curated record. Lineage: Eukaryota; Metazoa; Arthropoda; Insecta; Hemiptera; Phylloxeridae. The coding region runs from base 173 to 1924 and encodes 583 amino acids. The transcript has 3 exons.
GAGGGGUCUAAGCCAACCUGUCUGAGACAGCGGUCGCGGUGGAUGUAAGAACACGAAGAAGUCAAGGCUGACGUAAUAGAGAUUAUAAAAGGGGGUUGAUGACGGACCGCACACAUCAGUGUAAUUAUUCUGUUCAGACCGCCAGGGUCCAACGUUUUGUGAGGUUUCGACAAUGGGAACAACGAUGGUGAAGUUCGCAUCUAAAAACGCUAUACAAAUUUUAUUUUUCAUUUUUCUAUUGAAUAAAGUGAACUGUGUGAGACCAUUAGGCAGGCAAGGACUGUCUCCGUUACAAGAAGCACCACAGUAUCGUUUCCAUUACUUCGUUCAAGAUGAUAACCUAGGUCACGGUGGCGGCACUCACAAGACUCAUGAUGAACACAAGAAUGCCGCUAUUGUUACAUCAACACCAGUUGUACAAAAUGGUCCAGUUUACAAUGCACAGACUGAAUCACAAACCCCCAUAGUGGUAGAAUCAACGGUUCCUCAAAUUCAGCAAAAGUCGUCUAAAUCUAUAGAAUCUGAAUCGAAUGAUGAGAGUAAUAAAACUAGUGAGAAAAUUGAUUUAACAGUCAGUGGACGAACGGAAGAUAGGCAAGACGAUGAUGAUAAAGACUCUACACAAGAGCAAGUUUAUGUUCAAGAUAAAGAUGAAUCGAUGAAACAACCGUCAGAAUUUACAAUUCCAUUCAAAAAACCUAAUACAGUGGGAGUAGAUGAUGUAAAAUACGAUAGUACCGACGAGGAAGUAAUGAAGAAAGAUAUAGUUAAGGUGAUCCAAAAUAUUAACGGGGCAGGACUUUACAGUAUGGACCAUUCUAAUUCACACUCACAUAUGAAAAAUGGAAUGUCCGAAAAACCAAUGAAAAUUUUCAAUUCGGAUUCUAUAGAAUCUGAUCAUGUUGAUAUCCAUUCCCAGUUAAACAAUGGUGAGUCUCAUAUCAAUUUCAAAAGUCAACAGUUGUCUAAUAAACCACUUAGACUAUUUGGGUAUAAUCCUUUUUCAACAGUAGGGUCGACCUACGAUAUGGAUAUCAAACCUCAACCAAUACUCGGGAAUGUUCAUGGAAGUUACUUCUACGGUGAUGAUGCAGUGAAAAAUGUUCCUACUUAUGAUGCAAAUCCCAUGUACAGUUAUUAUCCUCCUGUUUAUCAAUAUCCUGGUUUAUCAAGUGGAGGAUAUAAAGGAGGACUUUCAAAAUACAACUCAGCUGCAUCUCAACAACUUUAUUACUAUGACCCAAAUUCAAUGUUAAUGAUACCAAUUUAUCCAAAUACUAUUAAUGGACAAACAGGAGGUUACCAACAGUUUAUGGACAAUGGGAUCAAUACUAAACCCCAGCCAUCAGCCACACAGUUAGAUAUGCCAAACAAGAAGGGAUUUAACUUAAUGCAAAUAUUGAAUGGAGGCACUUAUUAUAAGAGUGCAAUAGAACAAGCGGAAGGAUCACAGACAACAAUGGUAAAAGACAUGCCAGCUACACAAGAAUCAAAUAAACAAGAACCAAUCAAAACAGAUAAGCCAAAAGCUCCUUCUGAUGAUGAUAAAUCAAAACCAGUUCAAACAUUAAUGUUGUACUUAAGUCCAAAUGAUUCUCCAUUGGAUCUAAAGAAAUUGUCUACUAGUCCGAUACAGUUAAUGGUAAGCCAACAGCCACUACAAAAUAAUUGUUCACCUAAAAAUAAAACUCCAGUUGUAAAAGAAAAACCAUUACCACUGCCCAUACCGCUAUGUUCUGAUUGUGUUCCAGCACUAGGAUUAAUAGGAUUACCAAACACUAAAGCACCAAUUGCAGUCCAAACAAAAAUAUCAGCAGCUUCUCCUACUACUACUACUCCACAACCUCAAAUAAUGCCCAUAUGGAAUGGACAAAAUACUUCAAAAUUUAAUUAUCUUAUCUUACCUAAUCCAAUAACUAAAUAAGGUUAUAUAAAUUAUGUAUAAAAUAUAUGAGAUGAUAGUAUAUUUGUGUUAAUAUAGUCUAAUUUAAAAUAAUCAUACCUAAUCUUAAAAUAAAGAACUUAGAUAUGUAUAAUUAUCGAUA